Messenger RNA from Puntigrus tetrazona (Sumatra barb), 3098 nucleotides. It is a transcript of the gene ccdc66, whose product is annotated as coiled-coil domain containing 66. The record is from RefSeq and is a predicted model, not a curated record. The transcript has 19 exons. Gene Ontology annotation, molecular function: microtubule binding. Gene Ontology annotation, cellular component: cilium; microtubule. Gene Ontology annotation, biological process: cilium assembly. Bases 92 to 2683 code for a protein of 863 amino acids. NCBI's taxonomy places the organism in Eukaryota, Metazoa, Chordata, Actinopteri, Cypriniformes, Cyprinidae.
UGAAGAGACUCCUCCUUUCAGCCAAUCAGAGGAGCUCUUACUGGUCGCGAGCAGCAACAGAACGCAGGCGUCAAAACACUGCGGGCUUAAAAUGAUGAAGAAUUUGGGUGAUGGCCUAUUGUUUGAGCUGGAGAAUGGCAAGCCCAAGCUUGUGUUGACUCAAGUUGGUGCUGAAUCAAAGUCUUCUAAUAAGAAGGUCUCUUGUCGAAUUUCUCCAAGGAAUAAAACGCACAAAAUCAUCAACUCCAAACAAUGUCCUCUUCAACCAGACAAAGUCGAAAAGGAAAAAAGCAGCAAAAAUACAGCAGCUGUCAGUUGUGUUGGGCAGAACAGCACAGGCGGACCCAAGCGCAGGUCCAGUGAGGCUGUGAGAGUUCAGUCGGACAGCAGCAGAAACGACUCUGUCACUCAGCAGAGAGAGAGCAUGGUGUGUCUGACACAGGCGCAGUUCCAGCAGAUACUGAGCACCAUCAGCAGCUCAUCCUCUGCAAACACUCACACACACACAGCAGAACCUGUGGCCUGCUCAGAGGAAUACUGUUCUGAAACUACAGGACCAGCUGAAGAGUUGGUCCUGGACAACCAUGGUUACAGACACAGACCGUCACAAGAAAAGACAGACAGACGGCCUCUGUCGGAUGAGCAGCAGUCAGGGUUGUUCAGCACAUUUGGAGAAAGGGAAAGAGAGCGGGACAAACUGGAAGCCAGAAGAGCUCAGUGGAAGAGAGAGCUGGAUGAGCAGAUGGCUCUGAAGAGGCAGCAGAAAACCAAUCUCAAAGAUAUGAAAGAUCACAGUGAAUCAUGUGAAAUGAGGCUGAAAGACAUGCAGGACACAGACGGGGUGAGCUCCCGGAGGGCUGCUGGAGCAGAGAGCUCAAACUGCAGAGCUCCAUUUCAGAAUCAGCAAGAGCUCCCUGCUGCCAUCCGCUCUGCCUUCAUAGUGGGGGAAGCUGCUCCUGUGGAGGACUCAUUCAGUGCUCAGAGACAGGAACAGCAGAGGCGCUGGGUGCAGGAACUGGACAAGCAGAGAGAAGAGGCCAAACUACGCCGACAACACGACAAAGAGAUUAACAGCCAGGCUGAGGACAUUGAGCUCUGGGCCAUUCAUUUUGAUUCUCUUCAUCAGCCUUCAGCUGAGGGCCCCAAACAUGGGGUCACUGACACUAGCAGCUGUCUGUCUCACCGCUCUAUCUCUGGAGUUCUGUCUACGGCAUGGGACAGCUUGAGUGCAUUUGGAGGGGACAGUCUAGGAAGGGCCAGCGUUGAUACCACUCAGCAAAACCAACAGAGAUCCAGUUAUCUUCGCACAAUGACAGCCUUGCUGGACCCUGCUCAGAUCGAGGAGCGUGAACGCAGAAAACUCAAACAACUGGAACACCAACGAGCCAUUGAGACUCAGGUAGAGGAGCGCAGGCGCCAGAAAGAGAAAGAGGAGGCUACUCGACGGACACAGGAACAAGAAGAGGAGAGGAGGCUUGAAAGAGAGCGAAUACAACUCCAGCAGCAGUAUAUAAAGGACACUGAACGACAGAGACUCAGAGAGGUGGUACAGUCUCGUAAAACGGAGGAGCUGUAUCUGAGCAUUCAAAGAGCCCAAGAGGAGGCAUGUAAAGACAAACACAUUCAGAGGAUUAGAGACCUGGCUAAGAAAGGCCACGAUGUGUCCAAACUACUGCACAGCCUGCAAGAGGACUCUAUCUCACAGGCCCUUAGUAGUGAAGAUUUACCUGGUCCAUCAGCAUUGAGAACAGCACCUCCUCCCACAACCUCUCCAAGAAAAGACACCGCUGUUCAGACAGAGAUCAGUCCUCAGCCUGAGAAUGAGACCAUUAUUUCCAAUGCUGCAGUCACAUUCCCAGCUCCUCCAGACAAGAUAUCCCAGCGAUUUGAGGAAAAAGCAUCUGAAAAGAGCCACAGCAAACAGCAUCUGAGAGAAGUGGACACUUACGAGCCGUAUGCACGAAGCAGCAGGGUCCAAAGACAAGGGAAAAGGCCAGAGUGGAACACACAAAGACCCAGCAAAGCCUUCAUCCCGGCGUCUGAGCGCUACCCUGAAGCUCUGCAGAGACACCGGGAGGAGAGCAGGAGGCAGAGACAGAGGCAGCUGAUGAUGCUGCAGGAGAGAAGCACACUGCCUCGGACACCACAGCAAGAUCUGCUUCACAAUCACAAACCUCAAGCACAGAGAAUUAGGACGUCUCCUCAAGCACAGCACCAAAAAUUUCUCUCUUCUGUUCAGAGUGAAAAUGAACUCCAAGAAGCACCAGUCUUCAGUGCUGAAAGCAGGGUCCCGUCUCCCGCAGUAAAGACCCGUGUGCAGUCUUCUUACCAGGUGACUGAGGACACAGGCUGUCCGCCGUUAUUAGACUAUGUGCCGUAUGUACGCACAGACGAGGUUUAUCACAUGGACCCCCUCGCUCCCCUUUCCAGACCUCUGACACAUGAAGCACAGCAGAGGGUCAACACAACUCCGCAAACUACAGUUGUGAGCAGCAGCAGCAGGCAGGCAACCCCUCUGGUCCAGCAUCCUCCCAAAAGCACUGAACGGCAGCAAGCCAUCUUGAAGGGUCUGUCUGAGCUCAGACAGGGUCUUCUGCAGAGACAACGAGAGUUGGAAACCAGUCUGAACCCUGUAAUGCAAACACAACACAGAAACCACCUCUCACCUUUCAGACCUGUGUGAUCCAAAGCUGUUUCAAAAACAAGACCAGCACUUUAUACUGCAAGAUGUUAGCAGUGGAAAUGUGGAGAUGUUAACACACGAACCUGUUAACCGCUCUUAAGGACUCACUGUAGAUGUGUAACCCAUCAGGCACAUUUAUAGGGUUAAUUUUUGAACAGCAAAUCUCAAAUGUGACUAGAUUUUAUGACUUGAAUGUGAAUUUUAUAGUGCCAUCAAACUGUUAAUAGUGCUUUAUUGCAUCCAAAAUAAAAGUUUUUGUUAAAUUAUGUGUAGCAAGUAUUUGUAUAUAUAAAUUCAAACAUGCAUGUAUGCAUAUGAAAAUAUUUACAUGUAUAUAUACACACAUGCAUUUAUAGUCUUAUGAUACAUAUAUGUAAACAGUUUUUUUGGAUGCAUUGGACAGCACUACAAUUUU